UUCUUUCUUUUUAAAAAAGUAAUCUCUUCUUCACUUUCUUUAUAAAAACAUAAAAAAUAUAUCAAUGAAGGUCCUCUCUCUUGGUUUCAUCGCAGUUGCCUUUACUGCUCUCUUGGUCGAUGCCGCUACUAUCCCUCAACGCCGAGGCCUUAUCGAUGUAAAAGAUGUCAAUGUUAAAGCUUCCUGCAUUCUCAACAAUGCUGCCAAGAACGCUCAAGUCAAGGACAUUGGAAAUGACGCAAAGGCUCAUGUCUUGAGACGCCGUGAUGCUGUUAAAGCGUCUGAUGUUCAUGUUGAUGGACACAACGAUGUUAAUGAUGCUGCCGAAAACGUCCAAGUUGGAGAAACUGCCAACCACGUCGAUGUCAAUGUUUCUAAGCGUGGUCUUAUUUCAAUCAAGGGGGUUUCAGUUGGCGUGAAAAAAGUUGGAAAUAACAUUGCCAAGAAUGCUCAAGUCAAGAAUAUUGCUAACAGACCUAAAGUCAAUGUUGCUAAGCGUGGUGGAGGUUCUGUUGCUGACGUGUCUGGUGUUAAUGUUGGUGUAAAGGAUGUUGCUAAUGAUGCUGCCAAGAAUCUCGAAAUUAAAGACAUUCUUAACGAUCUCCAUGUCCAUGUCUUAGAUCGUCGUGGAGACGGUUCUGUGGCAGAUGUUCAUAAUGUUCCUGUUAAAGUCAAUGGUGUUCUCAAAAAUACUGCUGAAAACUUGAAUGUUGAAAAUAUCCUAAAUGAUGCCGAUGUCGAUGUAGCCAGUGGUGGCGGCGACUGCGAUAAAUGUUCUGGAAAAGGUGAUCGAUGAUGGUGACGAUGACGGUGACGAUGAUGGUGACAACGAUGGUGACGAUGAUGGCGAUGACGAUGGACACGAUGGUGACAACGACGGCGACGACGAUUGCGAAUAGAGGGUUUUUAGAUAACCAUUGUGUCUUUACGAGUACUUCAAUUAUUUUAUAAAUUUUUAAAUUGGCUUCAUUUUACUUUAUAUUUUUGAUUUUUUCUUUUAAAUUAAAAGCCUUUUAUAAUAAAAAGACUG
This is a messenger RNA of Rhizopus microsporus ATCC 52813, 1030 nucleotides long. RefSeq lists its product as uncharacterized. The coding region runs from base 65 to 796 and encodes 243 amino acids. The record is from RefSeq and is a predicted model, not a curated record. NCBI's taxonomy places the organism in Eukaryota, Fungi, Mucoromycota, Mucoromycetes, Mucorales, Rhizopodaceae. The transcript has 2 exons.